UGCCGAUUCACAAAAAGCAAUCGAAACCAGAAAAGCCAAUUCCGAUUUCUCUGUUGACAAGACCGAACCUUUUUUUUUUUUUCUUUUUUUUUUGUUAAUUCUUAUUCUUAUUCUUUUUCAUCUUCUUCUUCCUCAAUCAAAAACCCACGCGCUGCUUCAAUGCCUUCGUCACCGGUGCCUGCAUCGUCGCCGUCGUCCGGAUUGACCGCCAUGUCGCCCAAAUCGGGCUGCGACUGGGCGUUGGAAUUACCAGAACUGGAACCACUCCAUCCGCUCACUCGCCAGUCACUUCUAGUGUUGGAUCCCACCACCAACAAUUUCAAUACUACCUCCAUUACAAGCUCGAAGAAUCCAUCCUCGCUUCCAUCCGCACCGUUGCCAACUACCACCACCACCACUGCGGUGUCGUCGUCGACGGACGUGAAUCAUUCGGGUGUCGAGUCAUCGCGCGUUUCAACCCAUUCUUUCAAUCUCGCUCCUCCUCUUCCACCAGCAGCCAGCAGCAGCCGUACAGCGACCACUGCACCUGCCUCCUCCAGUACCAGUACCAGUGCCAGUACCAGUGCCAGUACCAGUAGUAGCAGUGGCCGUCAGCCGCAGCUGUCGAACCCACCGAAUUCGAGCAAGAGUGCAAACCACUCGCUUCCAAAUUCGACUUUUCCUGCGGUCUCGUCCCGUCACCACUCCUCGCAGCAGCACCACACUCAGACCUCCUCUGCGCCUGCCGACGAGCCUCCUUCGAGCAGCAAGAGCAGCAACCUCCGCAAGUUCACUGCCGAGCAGAGCCAAAGCGGGUCCUCUCACCGGCAAUUGCAGCGCGUUGGAAGUGCGCGAGGCCCGCUGCAGCGAAAUUCCGCCAAUCUCAGUUUGGAAUUUGCUCCACAACACCGCCAGUCCCAGCCGCUCGAGCUGAUUACAGAGCAGUCCUCGUCGCCUGCGGUUGAGGCGUCGGGGUCGUCAGUGCCAUUGCUGCCGUCGUCUGCAUCGUCUACGGCGGUGCUGGUUCCAACUCCGAACGGACAGCGCAGGUAUUCGCUGCUGGUUGGGAAGCAAGCACGCCAAUUUGAGCAGCAACAAGCAUUCGCUCAGCUCCGAGGCACCCCGCCCAACCGGCUCGUGCAUCCAACGGCAUUCUCUCCUGUCGUGUCUGCUUCUACACAGCAGUCAAGUCCAUCCAAAAGCGCUGCGUCCAACCAGCCGCAGCAACAGCCGAAAAGGCAAUCAUCGUCGUCGUCGUCGGUGUCGAAUCUGGCCGCUUCGCCGCUGUUUCGCCCAGUUCAUGCACACGUGUCUGAACAGCCACCGGUAUCUUCACAACAGCAGCCUCAGCAUUCCCACCAAUCUCAGCCAUCUCAGCAGAGGCAGUUUCCACCACCAAAAUCAAGCACGUCUGUCGAUUCGACCUUGCAGCAAACUGCUUCGCCGCUAAAAACCAGCUCCGCGCCGUUGUUCUCGACCAUGAAUCGCCACUCGGCGUCUGCAUAUGCCCCUCCGUCCCACAUCAGGCGACCAAGGUCAAUGGUUGUCACGGUGGAUGGCCAAGAAACAGUGCUCGAAUCAACAGGACAAGCAAGCUCGCAGAAUAGCAGGCCAGCGAGCUUGGUGGAGGCCGAACUGUUCGAGUACUCGACGGUGGAUGAGCUGUACUCGAUGCUCCAAGCGUACGAGGCUCGGCGUCAAUUGCCAGACGCAAGUCCGUACGCUACAAGCCAACCUGCGCGCGAACGACGGAUACAUCGUCAGGACGAAACGACAACCAACAGCAGCAGGCGACAGCAGCAGCAGCAUCCGCCGCUGUUCGAGGUGUCUCGAGAUUCCAGUACCACGAGCUCGACUACCAGCGCUGGAUCAAGCAGCACCUCUCUUACAAGACACUCGUUUGUUGCACCUGACUCGACAGGCAAUCUCAACCGUGAUUCUGCAACCCAGCAAUCGCGAAAUCGUGUCCAAGCGUUGCGACCCCGACCGUCCAGCAUUCAUGGGCUGCCACGUCCGCCACACACACCGCCACACCACCCAACUGCUUCCAUUACUGCUGCUGCAGCAGCUGCGGCUGCCGGUGCUUCGUCGGGAUCCAGUGUUGCAACCUCUUCGAGCUUCAGCACCCUGUCGAGCGUCGCAACCUCCUCGAGUUUCAGCACUCUAUCGGGAGUCAGCUCGCCCGUCACGCCCUCGUCGGCGCAUUACAUGAUGAACGACUUUAUCAGCUUUCCUGGCUCGCCUUCACAGCCAACUGCCGGAGCGGCAACGCUUCAACGCACCCCCGACGUGGAUGAUGAAGGCUUGCCGUACAAGCUCAUGACCCCCAUGCUUGCCGCUGCCAUGGCGGCGCUCAGUGAAGGGAACAUUGCCCAGCUCGCAUACUUUCCUCCCGAGGUGCUAGGCCAGCUUCGCAUUGUCUCAGCUCCCAGCACUUCUUACCCUAAAAAUGGCUCCAGUAAUUCCCAGGUUGGUUCGCCCGGCAGUGGCAUGGGCCCCAAAGGCCGCGUUCCCAGCCUCGAGGUGAUGUAGAUCAAGCAAUGGCCAGCAGCUGCGACUGCCCCUUUGAGCCGUGUUUUCUCGCAUGCUUUUGUUGCAUCAAAUUGUAAAUUUUACGUUAGUAUAUUAGAGGUGUUUCUCUCUCUUUCGCUGCAAACUAGCUGCAGCAACGCAGCUCCCCUGCCAAUGCGCCAACGUUGCGGAAUACUGUAGGUUGCCAAGUCCCCUUGUAAUUCCACCCAGCCCAUCGAGCGCUUUGUACUGCAUUUUCCAUAUGAAUAGAUCAAUGUGCA
Molecule: messenger RNA, 2771 nt
Organism: Capsaspora owczarzaki ATCC 30864
Lineage: Eukaryota; Filasterea; Ministeriida; Capsasporidae
Exons: 2
Coding region: 160-2511 (783 amino acids)
Source: RefSeq, a predicted model, not a curated record